AAAAUUUGUUUUCUGCCUCUCAUCCUUGACAGCUUGGCUGCAACGGGGCUGCCGAUGAAAGUUACCGGAGCAGAUUAGACAUUCAACCCGACGUCUCGACGGUGCUAAAGCUGAUUGGGAUGGUAUCAUGGAGAGAGCCAAUCACCAAGAAGGAGAGGCGCAGGGAGUGAGGAUUUGUGAUCCCCCGUCUGAGAGCAACCCACCCGCUGACACGUUGGCGACUUCUCUCUCCCUCUUGGGGAAUCACAUGUUCCCUGAUCCAGUGGAGAGACUUGGCAGCACCACCGUGAGCAGAGAUGAUCCCGCUAACUCGUCAGACGUCACAGCAGAGGAGCCCAGUGUGGACGCCGAGCCUCCCUCUAACCAGUUAAUGAAGCUAGAGACUGAGGAUACAGAAACCUCUGAGAGUCAGCCCGUUGUGUCCGCCCAGCCGGCCGACAGAGGGACUGAGGAUGCUGCUGCUGACAAUGACCAGAACGACUCUGGUGAGUUUGUCGUUGCGAUGCUGGCCAAGGCCAAGCUGGAGGAGCAAGGCAUUGGUGUGAAGGGGAGAUCGUCUCCACUGUUGGAGGCAGGAACCCAGGAAUCUCCAACGUUCACGUCUCAUCGUGAUGAGGAUGUCACGGCCGACAGCUGGCGGCAGCACAGGAAGCACGUUUUUGUGCUAAGUGAAGCUGGAAAACCCAUUUACUCCCGAUACGGCAGCGAGGAGGCUCUUUCAUCUACGAUGGGAGUCAUGAUGGCGCUGGUGUCUUUUGUCCAGAGUUCAGAUAACAUCAUCCGCUCGGUCUAUUCAGAGGAGCACACCGUGGUGUUCUUGCAGAAGGGGCCCCUGGUGCUGGUGUGUGUUUCCAGCAGCCGCCAGUCUGAGCAGCAGCUGCGUGGAGAGCUAAUGUACGUGUACUAUCAGAUCAUCAGCAUGCUCACCCAGGCCAGCAUAUCCCGCAUCUUCGAACACAAGAAAAACUACGACCUGAGGAGACUCCUUGCGGGCUCGGAGAAGAUCCUGGACGGCCUCCUCAACCUGGUGGAUUCUGACCCCAGCUUCCUGCUAGCUGCAGUGCACUGCUUGCCUCUAGCUUCCUCUCUCAGGGACUCUCUCAGCCAGAUUCUGCAGAAAGCCAUCACACCCAAUCUGGUUUUCUCCAUCCUCAUCGCCAAGAACCAAUUACUAACCAUCGUCCAAGAAAAGACUGUCAUCGAGGACACGAGGCUGGAGCCAGCUGACGUUCACCUUCUGCUCAACCUCAUCGGAGCCUCCUCUGCCUUCCAGGCUGGAGAGAUCUGGACUCCCAUCUGCCUCCCACUCUUUAAUCCUGACUGUUACUUUUAUGCAUACAUUUCUUACCUGGACCCUCCAGACUGCACUGUUUGCCUGCUGCUGCUCUCGACGGACAAGGAGGCUUUCUACGCUGUGGCCGAGUGCAAGAGGAAGAUAGAGGAGGCCAUGGAGACGCAGAACUCCCUGAGCCUCAUCGCUAAAGCUCAGUCGUACAGCGUGAGCCAGGUGGGAGUUUCAGACCUCAGACACUUCAUGUACAAGCCUUUUGAUGUGCCAGACAACUACCGUCAGCUCACGCAGUUCACCAGCCCAGAGAUGGAGGCGCCGUACGGCAGCGAGGAGGAGAAGAUGCGGCUGCUGGACCUUUACCGCUACAUGCACAGCCGCAUCCACAGCACCUCACGACCCCUCAAGCUCAUCUACCACGUCGCAGAGAGGGAAACUCUGCUGGCCUGGGUCACGAGUAAGUUUGAGCUGUACACCUGCUUCAGCCCGCUGGUGACCAAGGCCUGUGCAAUCACCGCCAUCACUAAGCUUCUGAGAUGGAUCAAAAAGGAGGAGGACCGUCUCUUCAUCAGAUACCCCCCAAAAUACUCCACCACUCCAAACCCCAGCAAGAGCUCUCGAGGCGGCAAAUCCGACCAGCAAGACUCCACAGAUAACGGCUUCUUGUCCCUCCUAUAGGACUCUGCAGCGGCUCUGCCUCAGUCAACAAUAGUUUUACACUGGCGACGAGAUCUUUUUGAAUCCUCUUCGGACACUCGUUGGACUUGUCAGACACUGACUACUGGAAUCAAACACUACAUUUUACACUAUUUAAGAAGGACUGGUGUCUCUGGAGCUAGUAUUAAAAUUCCUUUACCUUAACAGGAAAGCAUGUCACCGCGUCGCUGCUUUCCGACAGAACCAGUCAGGGCAAACUAGCGCUAGUACGUUUUAAAUUGAACUGUGGUAGAACACGACUGCAAUGGUAUUUAAAUGUUUUUAUAUUGUUUUAUUACAGCAACAAGAGAGAAAUUUUCCUCAUGGACAGUGAAUGUAUCACACCGUUCAUUCACGAGUGUUCGUCGUCUUUCUGGAGCAGAAGUAACGUUAGCUACCUUCCUGUAACGAGGCCACACCAUUUAGUUUCACCACACGUCCCGAUGCUACAGAACCGGAUAUGCAAGUACGCUGGGCUGUGGGGAUUAGCAUGAACUGGAAUAACGACAAUGUGAAGGACGGGCCGCUGUGCAAACACAUGAAUCCGAUGAACCCUGCGAAGGAAUUCAACAACACGGCGCCGUUUCAUGUCCCAUCGAUGUUUGUGCUCAGAUUAAAACGAGGUGUCGGCUUCCUAUCAUGUGACAGAGAACAAGGAGGAGAUCCCAGCCUUCGUCAUCGUCACUGAAGUCAAAUCUUGAUCAAAAGACGCCACUAAGCUGAUGCAAUGUUUUGUUUUGUUUGUUGUUUUUCUGCAGAUACUUGUAGUACGACUCGGCCUGACGUAGUGAGUUCAGGCCACUUCUCUUUUUGAAGACUAGUUUUGUAAAGAUGGUCUAUAAACAGUAGCCUCAUGCGUGUCCUGUGAGGAAUCCUGUCAGUUCAAGUCUUAAGAGUACGUCUGUAGUAUUACAAAAUAAAUCCCAGGUUGCACAAAUCCACACUUGUCCUAAUUAGGUAGAGAGAUGGUGAAUAUUUUUUCAGAAAUAACAGAGUGUUUGGGUUAUUUCUCAGUUUCAUGAAAAGAAUUGGAGGCAAGCAGUGUGUUGGACAAGAACAAGGGUUUGAAUAAUAAAGAUAUAACGAAUGAAUAUUUA
This is a messenger RNA of Stegastes partitus (bicolor damselfish), 3081 nucleotides long. RefSeq names its product MON1 secretory trafficking family member Bb (gene mon1bb). NCBI's taxonomy places the organism in Eukaryota, Metazoa, Chordata, Actinopteri, Pomacentridae. The record is from RefSeq and is a predicted model, not a curated record. Gene Ontology annotation, cellular component: Mon1-Ccz1 complex. Gene Ontology annotation, biological process: protein targeting to vacuole; vesicle-mediated transport. The transcript has 6 exons. The coding region runs from base 128 to 1966 and encodes 612 amino acids.